Messenger RNA from Schistosoma margrebowiei, 2103 nucleotides. NCBI's taxonomy places the organism in Eukaryota, Metazoa, Platyhelminthes, Trematoda, Strigeidida, Schistosomatidae. The record is from the annotation of a GenBank genome assembly.
AUCGAUCACGUGCCAGAAGCUGAACCUUAUGAUAAAAUAAAGACAGCCGUAAUCCAACGCACCUCAGUUUCAGACGAGAGAAGACUGCAGCAAUUGCUAACGUCUUGUGAAUUGGGGGACAAGAGACCCUCGCAAUUACUCCGACAUAUGAAACAUUUAGCAGGAUCAUAUAAGGUAGACGAUGCAUUACUUAAACAGAUGUGGUUUCAACGUUUACCACAGAACGUCACCCAAAUUCUCAGCGUAUCAGGAACUUCCGUCAAUCUCGACGAUCUAGCUGAUAUGGCUGACAAAAUGAUGGAGAUUUAUCCCGACAGCCAGCGUUUGAAUGUACUACAAACCUCUAGUAGAGACACGAUUAGCGCAUCUAACAACAUCCAACAACAAAUAGCACAGUUAACACAACAGCUAGCAUCACUGCAGGCGACUAUUUCCACCAUCCAUUCUCGACCUGCCAGAUCUACAUCCAGAAGAAGACCAGUAUCCAGACAUCGUGUUAGGUCACCUAAACGAGCAGCCGGAAUUUGUUGGUAUCAUUCGAAUUAUGGUAAGAAAGCACGCCGUUGCACCAAACCGUGCAACUUUUAGACAAACAUACAAACUUUCAGGGAAACGAAGUGGCCAGACAGUAAUGGCGGCAGCUGUUACUGGUCAACAUGUUAGCCGCCUAUUUCACGUCAGGGAUCGCAUUUCUGGCUCGGACUUUUUAGUCGAUACUGGAGCAGAAAUCAGCAUCAUCCCACUCCAUCUCUUCCACAGACAACAGACAACAAGCACUAAACUGUCUCUAAUAGCGGCUAACGAAUCAGUUAUCAAAACUUACGGAGAGCAAUCCCUUAUAUUAGACCUCGGGCUCCGCAGAAGAUUCACAUGGGUAUUCAUAGUUGCUCAAGUCAAACGACCCAUCCUCGGGGCUGAUUUUCUUAGUGCGCACAACCUGUUAGUAGAUAUGACCAACAAGAGACUAAUCGAUGUAAACACACGUUUACAGGUAAAUGGUACACUCUCCAACGACAACGAAAUCCAUGGUGUUCGAAUAAUGAAACCUGUGAACAACAUUUUCAACGAUAUUCUAACAGAAUACCAGUGCAUUACAAAAUCAGAUUACCAAAAGGAAGGUAACCCACAGCUGGUGCAACACCAUAUCACUACCACCGGACCACCCAUUCGCGCCAGAGCGAGGAGAUUACCACCAACAAAGUUGCAGGCAGCUAAGAGAGAAUUUGAACACAUGAUGCAACUUGGUAUCAUCAGACCAUCUAAUAAUCCUUGGGCCUCGCCGUUGCACAUGGUACCAAAGAAAGACCAGGAUUGGCGUCCGUGUGGCGACUACCGCCGUCUGAAUAAUCAAACCAUCCCUGAUAGGUAUCCUAUCCCACAUAUACAUGACUUCUCGUUAAACUUACAUGGUAAAUGUAUUUUCUCUUAACGAGGUAUAUGUAUUCAUGUAUAUUAGUAAGUCCAAACAUAAUAUGAGUUCCGAAACGACUUCGGGAGGUUGUUAACCUAUAAGCCUAAACUACAUAAGCAUACUUUGUUGCCUGAGAUUUUAUACCUCUAGCCAUGAACAAAGCUUCGAUUUGUGCAAACCAGAUUCUUGGAUUAUUAACGCCGAACGUUGGUAGUCUUAAGUCUGAAAUUGCGUUGAUCGAGGUUAAGGCAUUAUCUUCUGAUUGUGAAGAGUUCAAGGAGUUGAUCAGUGGACUAUCUAUAUCAAUGAGUUUACCAGCAGAGUUCAUGAUGUCAAAAACAAAAAUAAAUGAACUAGCGUGCCGAGUAAUAAAAAAAAUGAAUAUAUAUAUAAACAGUAAACGUCUAUAAUGAAUUCAAGGCUCACCAAAUAAUUGUGGUGGACCAAACAGGUAUGAAUACAAAAAAUAUAAACAAAGUUAUUAAAAAUCAAUAGUAAUAUUGAUACACAUAAUUAAUUGUCACAAAUACAAUAAAAAUUGGGGACGUUACUUAAAUUGAUCAGAUGUUGCGUGUUAUGAUUAGGUCCAGUGAAGUAAAUCCACAAUUAUAAAUGUUUGUUGAUUCUGAACAGGUUGGUGAACUCUCUAAUGAUAUAAUCCACGUUGGAUGUGAUAUAUUUCGGUUACAGUC